AACUAUCCGUUACGUUCGUUACACCGGUUGGAGUGGGGAGAGACAGGAGAUGGUGGUGGUGGGGAUAGUGUCGGUAGUGAUGGAAGGGGAAGGAACGGUGAACGGUUAACGUCAGUACGAAGAAGUUCGCGCGCUCUUCCGUAUCUCCUCUUCUUUUCUCCUCUUGCGCGGUGUGUUUGUCUGUCUACUAUGUGUCGUCGUGUAUAUGUAUCUGUCAUGUUGUGUGUGUAUGCGUGUACUUAGUUAUCUAUCUAACGGGUCGCCGAUAAACGUCGUUGUAACCGGCUCUUAGCAUCCGAUCGAAAACGAUCUUCUACACGUUUUCAUGACACAUUUCGGUGCUUUUUACGAUCUUUUUCUUCACACUUUUUGUAUUUAAAAAAAAGAAAAAGAAAAAGAAAAACGAGAAGAAAGAUUUGUAGCAACGAAACGAAUUAUAUCCGAACGUUCUUUUUCCUCGAUUUGAUCUUUUUUCUUUUCGAUUUCGAUCUUUCUUUUUUCUUUUUCUUUUUUUUUGAUCUUCGUUAUACGGACAAAUGGAUUACAUACAUACGGAGCGAUAUUGUGAAAAUAUAUUUUUGUUUCUCAACGAUACGAUGUGAAACGUAAGCAAAGGAGUUCGAAGACAUCGCGGGAGAGAGAGAGAGAGAGAGAGAGAGAGAGAGAGAGAGAAAGAGAUAGAGAGAGAGAAAGAGAGAGAGAGAGAGAGAGAGAGAGAGAGAGAGAAAGAGCAGUGCCAUCCCUCGGAUCAGGAAGCGUUUUCCAAGGCCACGUGGACCACGUUGGGAGCCCCCACAAAAUAUGUGCCAGUAUGUCCGAGAGAGGCAUGCAAGAAGCAGCUUGCGAGGAUAUCGAGAAACAAGCUUCUCUUUACGUGUUCCCGGGAGUUUCACGUCAACAACAGCAACAGCAACAACAACAAUAUCAGGGAAAUAUUAUACCAUCCCUGCAACUUGCACCAUUAUCAGUUGGUUCCAUGAGAAGCAACGAUGUUGGAGAGAUCAAGGAUAUCGAAGAUCCUUCGUCUCGAUUAAGAAGAAGACCAUAUUCGAAGACCCAUGCCAGAUCAGCCAGUCAUGGAGGUGUCCUAGCGAGUUCAAGCGUUACACCAAAUCCAGCAACAUAUCAAACAUCUUGGCAAACGCCCUGGCCAACUGGUGGAUCUUAUUUAGGUCCUUUACCAACGUUAACCGGUCCGGUUCGCCCGUCGGCAUUGAAAAAACCAGGACAUCAGAGAGCGUUCAGUCAAGGACAGGUCGUAGAUGUUCAAAGUCAACUUCCUGUUUCGGGACACAGUCGUGUUGGCUCGAGAACAGAUUUUAUUUUGCCUCCUGGCCACAGAGAGGAAUCACGGCCAUCUACCGCUGGAAAAGUGCCCUCCUUUCGUGGACAUUCCAGGCAAGCAUCCAGAUCGGAAUCAAUCUAUACAAUAAGACGUAGCGCAGCGCCGCCAUUAUGGAGAAGAAUUUGGUCACGUUAUUUCGGACCUUUACCAGAAGAGCCUCGAUUAAGGACCAUAGUACCUAAUCAUUUGGUACCACCUCGUACUCCAAAAAGUCAGCAUCCAAAUGGUGGAAGGAUGAACAAUAGGGUAAAGACAACGAAAUAUACGAUCCUGAACUUCAUUCCACGUAACCUGUUCGAACAAUGCCGGCGUGUUGCUAACUUAUAUUUUAUAUUCAUCGUUCUACUUAAUUGGGUACCAGAUAUCAAUGCAUUUGGAAAGGAAGUGGCGAUAAUACCAGUUGUUUUUGUAUUGGGGGUGACAGCCUUGAAAGAUAUUUUUGAAGAUCGAAGAAGGUCGACAAGCGAUCGUAGAGUCAACAAUUCAACUUGUCGCGUUUAUGUUGGGGAAGGUGGUAGAUACAUGCAGGUUGCAUGGAAGGACGUAAAGGUCGGUGACCUGGUACACCUUUCAAACAACGAAGUAGUCCCAGCAGAUCUAUUACUUCUCCGCAGCAGUGAUCCUCAGGGUUUAGCUUAUAUCGAUACCUGUAAUCUAGAUGGCGAAACGAAUUUGAAGCAGCGACAGGUUGUACGUGGUUUUUUCGAAUUGCGAGAUACAUUUCAACCUGCCAAAUUUCGUUCGAUGCUCGAGGUUGAUCAACCCAGUACUAAGAUAAAUAGGUUUCAUGGUGCUGUAGUUCAUCCAAAUGGCGGGAGAGUACCAGUUACAAUCGAUAAUUUAUUACUCAGGGAAUGUUUGUUAAAAAAUACAGACUUUAUAGAAGGUAUUGUGGUCUAUGCUGGACAUGAGACCAAAGCUAUGCUCAAUAAUGGUGGACCAAGGCACAAGCGUUCACGUUUAGAGAAAAGGAUGAAUUGCGACAUAAUAUGGUGCAUGGCAAUCCUAAUAAUACUGUGCAUGAUCGGUGCGAUCGGUUAUCGAUUAUGGUUGUCGUCAUUAUCUACGACAAUUUCGAUCCCGUUUCUUCCGGUGUUACAAGAUCCUAAUUACGAAAGUAUGAUUACUUUCUGGACGUUUAUUAUAAUCCUACAAGUGAUGAUACCUUUGAGUUUGUACGUAACCAUAGAGAUGGCUAAAAUCGGACAGAUAUAUCACAUAGGUCGUGAUAGUUUUUUGUAUGACAAAGAAACCGGACGUAGAGCUGAGUGUCGUGCGUUGAACAUUACUGAAGAAUUAGGUCAGGUUCAGUACAUAUUUUCGGAUAAGACUGGAACCUUGACGGAGAACAAGAUGUUGUUUAGAAGAUGUGCAGUAGGUGGACAAGAUUAUGCUCAUGAAGGAGAAGGUGAAAGUUUAAUGCCUUGUCCAAGAUUAAAAGAAGAUUUGCUCAUUGGUACCUUUAGACAUCGCUUGCAAGAGUUCCUUAUCGUCUUGGCAACUUGCAACACAGUUGUGGUCAAUUCUCAACCGCAUCAUGAUAUUAUGAACUCAAGUGGUCUUAUCGAGGAACCGCAUAAAAAUGGUAGUGCACCAACUAGAUACGAGAGAUUGUCCGAGUCCAGAAGCGUGACUCCAUCACCGUCACCUUCUAUACCACCUACUAUACCAGCAUUACCAAUGCCUACACCACCUCCAAGUAUAACAGCUGAUAAUUCAUCACCGAUCUCAUCGAUCAUCGAUUCAGCUGCUGUCCUCAACGAUACACCUAAAUUACAAUCCAAAAUGGCUAGGUUACCACGUGUUUGCAGGCCGAAAUUAUUGAAUGUAACGUCGAUACCAAGCUUAAGUUUGGGAUUGUUAUCGAGAAAGCAAUCGCCAAACGGUGGACAGAAAAGGCGUAAUCUGUUGAGUCCAAUAUUCGAUAUGAGCGGAAGGUCAGUCGAACAGCUGACACCAACGCCAGCCAUUUACGAAGCCGAAAGUCCCGACGAGUUGGCAUUGGUCAAUGCAGCAAGAGCUUACGAUGUUAAAUUACUCAAACGUACACCUCGCAAUACUAUAAUUUCAUUGCCAGACAAGUCGAUUCUAAGUUAUGAGAUAUUAUAUGUUCUACCAUUCGACUCCAGUAGGAAGUGUAUGUCAGUUGUAGUACGUCAUCCGUUAACCAGUGAAAUCAUUUUGUAUAGCAAAGGAGCAGACACUACGGUGUUAGCGUCAUUGACAUCAAGCGAUGAAAAUUCUAUGACAUCAGCUAAGAUCAGGCAACAAUUAAAUUCUUAUGCACGUCAAGGUCUUCGUACAUUGGUAAUGGCAAGAAGAUCGUUGACCCAACAGGAAUAUGAAACUUGGCGUGAAAAACAUUUGGAAGCUGAAUUGGCUAAUGAAAAUCGCGAACGUCGUAUUCGCGACUCUUACGCUAAUCUAGAAAAUCAUAUGACAUUGCUCGGUGCAACUGGUAUAGAAGAUAAAUUGCAACCUGGUGUACCAGAAACCAUCGCUGCUCUUGUUAACGCUGGGAUUAUAGUUUGGGUUUUAACAGGCGAUAAGCCAGAAACGGCAGUGAACGUUGCUUACUCAGCAGGUUUAUUUUCACCGGCGAUGCAACUGUUGCAGUUGCAAACGAGGUCUAAAUCAGUCGCGGAAACUUUGAUACGUGGUUAUUUGGAAUCAGCUAAAAGAGAUAAUCUAAUAACCGAAGGAAGAAUAGAUAAUCGUAACGAGGAUGGUAUUGCCAUGUACAGUUACGAUUUAACAGAAAGGGAUGCUCAUAGGAUAGGUAGUCCAUGGCCAAGGAAACGUGCACUUGUAGUUGAUGGUAAAACGUUGACCGUCAUACUCGAUCCAAGAUCUGGUUUAACAGGUCCGUUCCUUGAAUUAACAAGAACCUGUUCCAGUGUACUUGCUUGCAGAGCUACACCGCUACAAAAGGCUUAUAUAGUACGUAUAGUGAAGGAACAAUUAGGAAUGAGAACAUUAGCUAUAGGCGAUGGUGCUAACGACGUGAGCAUGAUACAAACAGCUGAUGUUGGUGUUGGUAUAUCUGGUCAAGAAGGUAGACAAGCGGUCAUGGCCGCUGAUUUCGCUAUUUGCAGAUUUUACAUGCUGAAUAGACUUUUAUUAUUACAUGGACACUGGUGUUACGACAGAUUGUCCAGAAUGAUAUUGUAUUUUUUUUAUAAAAAUGCCACUUUCGUAUUCCUCAUCUUCUGGUUCCAGUUUUAUUGUGGUUUCUCCGGUGCUGUAAUGAUAGACCAAAUUUAUCUGAUGUUGUACAACCUGUUGUUCAUUUCUUUACCACCACUUGUACUAGGUGUAUACGAUCGAAUAACAACACCUAGUAUUUUACUUUCCAUGCCAGAACUUUAUAAAAGGGGACGACUCGGAUUAGUUUAUCGACCCUUUUCCUUUUGGAUCACUAUGGCUGACGCCCUUUACGAGAGCAUCGUCAUAUUUUUUACGAUCUUCAUAACUUACUACGAUACAACCGUUGAUAUCUGGGAAUUUGGAACGACCAUAACUACGGCAUGCAUAUUUUCAAUGCUAUUACAUGUAUCGAUAGAAACUAGAUCUUGGACGAUAAUUCACGUUGUCGCUAUAAUGGGAUCGCUCUUAAUUUACAUGGGAUUCUGUUUGAUAUACAAUGCUUUUUGUAUUAAUUGUAUGGGUUUGCCAGGUUCAUUUUGGGUAAUGGAAAUGGCAAUUAAAAGGCAUACUUAUUGGCUCUCUGUGAUAUUAACUUCGGUACUUGCUGCACUACCAAGAUUGGCGUAUAGAAGUGCGAGAUCAACUUUGGUACCUGAUAUGAUACACCGUGCAACUAUUGCGGUUUCGAAAACUCAGGGACGUAGAGAGAGAAUCGUUGAAAGGGGUAAUUCGAGUUUUAUCACUGAUUGGUCACGUUCGACACAAUCGAAUUCUACUACCAGGCCAAGAAGUUAUGGGAAUCAGAACGACGCAUUGACGACCAUCGUUGCGUGACAACAAAUUUCGAAUAAAAUCAAGACCAAGACUGUUUAUCGCUUUACGUCGAUAAUAACUGCCAAGGCGACUACCAUAAUAAUCGUCGUUCGUAUUUUCAAAAUGUGAACUUUGAAAUUUUCGUAUCUACCUAAGUUGUUGCUCUCGAAGUAGCAGAAAAAAAGAGGAGGAAAAAAAAGACGAGUAUUGAAAAGAUUUACUUAAACCGUCGAUAUAAUCAACAACGUUGGAGCGGCGUGGAAUUUUUUUUUCUUUUUUUUUUUUACGCACUCCUUUACCGUUCUUUUACUGUUUAAUCUCACAGUUUUUUUUUUUUUUUUUUUUAAUUACUUCUUUAUUUAUUUUAUUUUUUUUUUAACAUCACUUAAUAUCUAUCAAAUUGAGGUGGCCUUAAACAAAAAAAAAAAGAGAAAAGGAGGGAAAAAAAAAGAGAAAAAAUAUCUUAGACUCCUUAUUCGUUGCAUUUCAAGGCUGUGAAUUUUUAGGGACCAAGACUGUCUUAAUAGUCAAAUUCUUAAAUGUCGAUCGGCAAGAGGGGAAGGGAAGGGGUAGGUUAAGGUAGGGGAGAGGAGGGUUAGAGAGGAAACGAAAAAAGCAAGCGAGUGAAAGUAAUCUCGGCUUUGAGUAAUAUUUACUGUGCGUGUGUGUGUAUGUACGUAUGUAUGUAUGUAUGUAUGUAUGUAUGUAUGUAUAUAUGUAUGUAUGUAUGUAUGUAUGUAUGUAUGUAUGUAUGUAUGUGUGGGUGUGUUUAUAGAAACAUAGUCGGUCGACAUACUUACGAUAAUAUUGCAAAUAGUAAAAGUGUGAAUAUAUAAAAUUGUUUCAAGACACUUACAAAUGUACAUUAUAUACAUAUAUGAACACACACAUAUGUGUGUAUGCUUGUUGUCUUGUUACUAAAUAUGCCAUUAAUUUGUUACUAUUAUAAUUAUUAAAAGAAAUAUGCGUGAGAAAAAUAUGUAAGUGUAUAUACAUUAUAUAUAUUAUAUAUUAUAUAUUAUAUAUUAUGUAUACAUGAUGUGUGUGUGUGUGUAUGUGUAUGUACAUAUAUAUAGUAUGUAUACAAAUAUGUUACAUAUGUGUAUAUAGAAAAGUGAAAGAAAUUUUAUCGUUUAUUAUAUAUAUAUAUAUACACAUACAUACAUAGAUACAUACAUAUAUAUAUAUAUACACAGAUAGAUAGAUAGAUAGAUAGAUAGAUAUAAAACAAGAGAAAUACAUAAUACAAUAUUUCAUGUUGCCGACAACACAAUGCACGUGCUGGCAUAGUAUUUUGAUAAAAAAAAUGUGAAUUCAAGAUGGUGGAUCUUGAAUGAUAAUUACAAUAAUAAUGAUAAUCAAUGAUGUUGAUAAUGAUGAUGAUAAUGGAGACGUAAAAGGGUGAGAAAAAAAGGAAAAAAAACAAACAAAAAAAAUAACCAAGAUGCGUUCCUGAGAAAAAUAA
Molecule: messenger RNA, 6770 nt
Organism: Vespula vulgaris
Lineage: Eukaryota; Metazoa; Arthropoda; Insecta; Hymenoptera; Vespidae
Product: phospholipid-transporting ATPase VA
Exons: 18
Coding region: 812-5326 (1504 amino acids)
Biological process (GO): phospholipid translocation
Cellular component (GO): plasma membrane
Molecular function (GO): ATP binding; ATP hydrolysis activity; ATPase-coupled intramembrane lipid carrier activity
Source: RefSeq, a predicted model, not a curated record